Messenger RNA from Aspergillus eucalypticola CBS 122712, 597 nucleotides. RefSeq lists its product as uncharacterized. The transcript is spliced from 5 exons. Lineage: Eukaryota; Fungi; Ascomycota; Eurotiomycetes; Eurotiales; Aspergillaceae. The record is from RefSeq and is a predicted model, not a curated record. Bases 1 to 597 code for a protein of 198 amino acids.
AUGGGCGCUGGUUUUGGCUGUACUGCGGGCCUGUUCGUUUUGGCCGCCAUCUUGUAUAUCAUCGUGCUCUGUGCACGAAAGAAGUGGGCAUCCCCUUUUGUCGGGCCCUAUCUGCCCAAGGAUCUCGAUGAGUUCGAGACCGCAAUGGAAAUCGUCCGACAAGGCCCUGAACCAGUGGCUGCCGCCGCUGGUGGUGCUAGUGAGAGGCUUGUGCCUUUGAGCUCUCUUCAUAUAUCUUGUCGUGCUUUCCACACUUUCGUUUCAAGGGGUUUUCUCUGCAAAUACACUCUAAUCAUGAUGACUCCACCCCUCAAUCGAACGCCGGACUUCGUCUACCCCUCAGCGGGCGCUUCCUCCCCCAGAAUACCACUAAAGGCAUCCACAACGUUCUGGGGGAGUGCCAACUUUCAGGCAUUGGCUAAAGGCCAGUCGCCCUGGGCCCGAACACCAGUGGCUGGCACCAGCACUGGGGCUGGGACUGGGGAUGCUGGUGCUGGUGCUGCCUCCGGUGUUGCUGCUGGUGCCGCUGGCGCCGCUACUACAACUACUAAUGCUACUGCUGCUACUACUACUGGUCGUACUGUUUCUGGGUCCUGA